This is a messenger RNA of Solanum stenotomum, 1515 nucleotides long. RefSeq names its product CST complex subunit CTC1-like. Gene Ontology annotation, cellular component: CST complex. Lineage: Eukaryota; Viridiplantae; Streptophyta; Magnoliopsida; Solanales; Solanaceae. The annotation marks the transcript as partial. Gene Ontology annotation, molecular function: telomeric repeat DNA binding; single-stranded DNA binding. The record is from RefSeq and is a predicted model, not a curated record. The transcript is spliced from 4 exons. Gene Ontology annotation, biological process: telomere maintenance via telomere lengthening; positive regulation of DNA replication.
UAUCAUCAUAAUUUUUCAUUCAGCCAGGUCUCACAAUCGUCUGGAAGGAUGUUGCUUGUUGAUGCAACUGGAAGCAUUGAUGUUAUCAUACCAGAUCUUCCAUCAAGUUUGAACAUCAAUAACAUAUAUGAGGUCAGAAAUUUUUUUGCAAUUAUGGAAGACAUACCCAUGAAGCUGGGUCCUGUGGAUUUACUCCAAAAUGCACCUUUCACGUGUAGAAGUAUUUUUGAGAAUGCUCCACUUGUGAGAGAGAUGAACAUGCCACUGCAUUUUUACUACGACCUGAGGGACCUAAUACCUGUAAAUCAUCAUUUUACUACCUCUGUACAUUCACCAGUUGACUUUCAGAAAGUUGGACGAGGAAAGUAUCAUCUACUUCAGUUGAUGCACAAAUUUCCUAUUCUGCAAAAGCAUCAGUUUCAAGGAAGUCAACAUGCUUCAAAUACAUCAAGCAUAUUUGCUGAGGCCUUAAUUUUGCCUUGGGAUUUACUUAUUGCUGGCAACAACAGAGAUACCUGUAUUGAAGAGCCUUUGAUAGACCAAUUGAAGCAACCAAUGAAAUUUUUUAAUAGAAUGGAAAUUGGAAAGCUUAGUGCAUGUAAAAGACAAAAGCCUGAUCAACUGUCUAAUGAGGCUUUGACAUCUGCACUCAAUGAUACUGGAAAUGAACCGAGUUACAGCUCCAGUCACCCUGCUUACACAUGCUCUUUUGUGGUGGGCAAGCGUCAUGACUCAUGCUGUCCAGAGGAGAUCCCGUGUCUUGUGACGGGAAAUCGUGUUAAUUAUCCUUUCCUUGGUAUGUUGCACCACACAGACACCAGAACAGAUGUGGGGUCUUGCUCCAAACCACAAGUGAGAAGGGGAUUGCUGGAAUUCAAGUCUGAAGCUUUAUCUGUUUAUGAGAGGUUAAAAAUUGGAAGUCAUUACCUUAUAAAACAUCAGAAAGAAGAUUUGUUUUGUACUGAUGCAAUAGGUGAUACAAUAGUUGUGAAUUCGGGAACCAACAUUUGGAGCAUUUCUUUUUCAUCUGUUAAUGUUCACCAAAAUUUUGAUGUAUCCUGCUUGCUUCAACAGUCUGGCUCCUUUUUAAGUCACAAUAAUGAUCUUCCAGAAGGCUAUCAUCAGUUUCGAAUUCCAAACUCUUUGCCUAAUGGAAGCAAUGAUAUCUCUUCAGAUGUCAACUUAUAUAUGCCAUCUGAUGUCACAAACUUAUUUGAUGUUAACUUGGUGUUGUUGGAAAACUGUUCUCUCGAGCCUCUUGUUCCAUUUGGAGAAAUGACCAACAUCUGCCCCUCUGAUCAUAAUUUGCCAGAGGGAAAUCUAACAUCUAUUCAUGGGCAAAUCAAGGCUGUUCAUUGUUCAGAUGGAAAAUCAUAUGCUGCACAUUUGAGGUGCGAGAGCAUCAAUGGUGUUUGUCCAUCACUAUUCUUAGAAGGAACUAUCAGUAUAUGUGUCCACGUUUUAAUAGACCAUAAGAUGGUAUCUUCUUUUUGCUUUUCAUCUUCUGAACUUAUU